Molecule: messenger RNA, 6960 nt
Organism: Girardinichthys multiradiatus
Lineage: Eukaryota; Metazoa; Chordata; Actinopteri; Cyprinodontiformes; Goodeidae
Gene: garem1
Product: GRB2 associated, regulator of MAPK1
Exons: 6
Coding region: 983-3598 (871 amino acids)
Biological process (GO): epidermal growth factor receptor signaling pathway; cellular response to epidermal growth factor stimulus
Molecular function (GO): proline-rich region binding
Source: RefSeq, a predicted model, not a curated record
AAAUAAAUAGAAGCAAAUCAUUUUCUCUGGCUUACUCAUUUGGUCUGGCAGUCAUGUCCACAGUACAGUAUUUGAAUGCAGACCCAGUAAAGUCAGGAAACAAGGGCUACAUAAACGGAUUUUGCAUAAAAAAAGUAUUAUUUUGAUCAAACUAAUAAUCUCGAAUUUGUUAGUUGUUUUAAAUUCUUAAUAAAUGUUCAUUUGAGAUCAUUUUAAAUUUGCUGUUCAGAAACUUUGCAGGUGAGUGUGCUCAUGCCUUGGGUUCUCUCUGUUUAAAUUCAUCUGGUGAAAUGUGACUUUUUUUUUUUUUUUAGAAAACUUUUAAAUGUGAUGUAGUGACAUGUAUCGUUUCAAAAAAAAAAAAGCUGUCAGAGAGGUUAGUUUUACUUUUCUCGUGCCCAUGAAUUAGCAUCAUUUAUUUUAUUUUCCUGCCAUUCCCACAGCAUGCUGCUGCCGCCACCAUGUACCACCUACCGUGUUUAAACCCGGCGGCAGCCACCAUUAUUAUUCCCAGACAGAUCAAGGAGGUUCUCCUUAUCUUUUUAUUUAUGAGCUACUGUGCCAAACUUUAUAGCACAUAAUGCAGCUUCCCGUGUACACCUUCAAAGUAAAUUCCCUCUAAAUAGCCAGACGUCGCCUUUGACGUAACACUAAUGCUUUGUUGGAUAUUUUAAUCUGUGUAAAUUAUUUUAAAGGAUAUAAAAAAUGCCUCUAAAUAAACAAUGCUCUUCUUUUGAAAGACCGAAAACGCACUUCCGUCAGCCGUCGCUAGCUAAACAAACAUGGCUCUGCUACUUUUUCAGACAACGGACCUUUAUGAUACGUAGCCACAUAGAAAGGAGGGAAACAUGCAACUGAUGAAACGUGACAUGUUAUUUGUUAUAAGACACUUUAACUAAAGAAAAGAGGUAUCCUUGUUUUGUUCGGCCCAGAGAAGCCCUUCGUAGCCGUGUUUACAUGCAGCUAGCUCCACGGUUGGCUAAUGGAAGCUAGUUGUAGCAAGAUGGACCUUGGAACAAUGUUGUACAACAAUUUAAAAGAUGUUACAUGGAGCACGACGUCCUUACCUUUAGACCAGCUUGUCAGUGCAUAUAAGCUGCCACAGAUUGUCAAACUGGAUAACGGUCAGUUAGUUGAAGGGCUUCGAGACAAUGACUACCUCUUGAUUCAUUCCUGCCGUCAGUGGACAACUAUUACUGCUCACAGUCUGGAGGAGGGACACUACGUGAUUGGGCCCAAAAUAGAGAUCCCAGUCCAUUAUGAAGGCCAGUUUAAGCUGCUCGAGCAGGACAGAGACGUCAAGGAGCCUGUGCAGUACUUCCACAGUGUGGAGCAGGUGGCCAAAGCAUUCCCUGAAAGGGUGUAUGUCAUGGAGGAAAUCACUUUCAAUGUUAAGAUGGCUUCAGGGGAAUGCAAUGAAGACACGGAGGUUUACAACAUAACACUAAGCACUGGUGAUGAACUGACACUAAUGGGCCAGGCGGAGAUCCUUUAUGCCAAGAGCUCUAAAGAGAAAUCAAGGCUCAAUACUAUUUUCAAGAAGAUCGGCAAGCUUAACUCUAUCAGUAAGAUCGGCCGGGGGAAGAUGCCCUGCUUGAUUUGCAUGAACCAUCGCACCAACGAGAGCAUCAGCCUACCCUUUCAGUGCAAAGGCUGGUUCAGCACCUGCAGCCCGCUGGAGCUCCAGAUGCAGGACGGUGAGCACACCAUCAGAAACAUCGUGGAGAAAACCCGACUCCCCGUCAACGUCGUGGUACCCAGUACCCCACCGCGCAGCCAGUACGAUCUCCACCUCAUCCGGGAGGGUCACCGCUACAAGCUGGUCAACAUCCAGACCAAAACUGUGGUCGUGUGCUGCAUUCUGCGAAGCAACCAGAUCAUCCCCGUCCAUUUUCCUUUCCACAUGGCCAUGCCGAGAUUCAUCGUUCCAGAAGAACUGCUGCUGGGAGAACUGUGGUUGGACACCAUGGUGCAUCGCUGGUUUUCCUUCUGCCAGGAGCAGUUUGACAUAGAUGACUACUCUCGUGCUGUUCGGGACGUGCGGGCCGACUGGAACGACGACGGCAAAAGCCCGAAGAAAAGCAGCAGGAACAGCAGCUGUGGGGGGAACAGUGGAAGCAGCAGCGGCUCCAGCGGAUGUCCCAACCAUAAGCAGGUCCCCACCUCUCUGACUUACGCCCGGGAUGAACUCACGCAGUCGUUCCACCGGCUUUCAGUGUGCGUGUACGGCAGCAACCUGCACGGGAACAGCGAGGUCAACUUGCAGGGAUGUAUGGCGCUGUGUGGAGAUUGGGCUCUUCUGCCUUCUGAUGGCAGCCAUUCAGAAUCUGGAGAGAACGAACACCUGUUCCCUGAGCUGCUGGACUGCACAAGCCAACAUGCAAAUCUCAACAAGCUGGAUGUUCCCUAUGAGGAGCUGUGGUUGGAUCACCUCAAAGGACAGAACCGAAAACCCUCUUCAGGUGAAGGCGUAAGAGUCACAAACGACGACAGUGCAGCUGUUGUUGCACCGUUGUAUCCGGUCACAUGUCCUCCUGGUGCCAUAACCAGUUUAGAAGUUCCUCUUACUCCACCACCUGUCCCACCCAAGUCUGAAGCUGUGAAGGAGGAAUGUCGUCUUUUGAACGCUCCACCCAUCCCUCCUAGAAGUAUGAAGCAACUACCGUCUGUGCCCGCCCCGUCGAAGCCCCGCCAGCAGGACACUCGGUCUCCAAGUCCAACGCUUUCCUAUUAUUCUUCAGGUCUCCAUAACAUUGGAGCAGGUGAGCAAGAGGGAGCCGACCUACAAGAGCAAAGCCACGUCUGCUACCCCUGCAGCUGGGGUAAAUCCAGCAGCACAGAGAAAAGAGCUACUUCGCCCAGCGGAAGCCUGCCGUCAGAUGGGGUGUCGUCUCGUUUGUCUUGGCCCAACAACCUCAUGGGAGGAGACUCGUGUUGCAUGGAUGAGUUUGUGCCCGCCAGCUGCCGGAGCUACUUCAGUUACCCCAGGAAAAGGACCCCAAGUUCCUCGAAAACCUGCACGUCCAGUCUGGAUGAUUUUGACAGCCGAGACCACGCGCAGAGCAGCAGGGAGUUCAGCUUGCAGAAAGGGCCUCUAAACCAGAUCUGCACUAAAUCUUCAAGCUACAACUCGGAAAUGUACAGAAACAAGCCAAUAGAAGAAUCAAACACUAAACAGAGCCUAUCCUGCCCCAUCUUACCACCAAGAACUAAAUCCAAUGCCAUUAAGAAGUGCCCAAAUUUACCUUCAGAGUCUGUCUGUGAUCCCACACAGGGAACUGUUAGUCCUACUGAGCUGGGUUCUAAUGAGAUCUGUUCCACCUCCAACUCUGUAGCUCUAAACUGUCCCCCCGUUUCUCCCACGGCAAAGUGGCAGCCACCUUUAAACCUGUCCGGCAUUUCCAUCGAAGAGGUGUCCAAGUGUUUGAAGUUCAUUGGCCUGCCGGACGACAUCGUUUCUCAUUUUGUGUCUGAGAAGAUCGACGGGAAUCUCCUCCUGCAGCUCACCGAGGAGAUUUUGUCCGAAGACUUCAAAUUGAGCAAACUGCAAGUGAAGAAACUCGUGCAGUUCAUGAAUGGGUGGAGACCCAAGAUAUAACCGUGUGAAACACUAAACCUGGUUGUAAAGCUGAGAACAUAAUUCCUUCAGUAUAUAUGCUAUGCACAGCAAGCCACAAAGAGGCUUCGGAUUUUUCUCUGAUGUAUUAAACUUAUUUCUGUUACUAAACCAUGGCGAACAUACUGCGGUUGGGUAGCAUCUAUAAACCCUUCGACAGGCUGUGACUUUAACUCAGUGAAACAAUUUGGCACUUUCAUAAAGGUAUAUUUGUGUCAAAAUCUCAGUAUGUUGUCAUCCAUAGCCCGCUAAUGUUUAUGACAUUAAAGAAAGUUUGAUUUAAAUCAACAAAUCAUAUGCAAACGAAGGCAAAUGUGAAGAAGUUGAGGAUGCUAGAACUAUUAAGAUGUUUUUAAGAGCACAAACUACAUAAUAUCUGUCUUUAACAUGUAAAAGUAAAAAUAUUUAAUAAAACAAACCUAAAUAUAUAAACACGCUAUUCUCUAGUUAAAGGGAAAGUUCAGGGUUUUUCAUUAGGUUAUAAGCACUUUAUAUCUUACCUGCAAUAGCGUACUUGAAAAAAAAUUGUUAAUGUAGCAGAGUUCCAGUUUAGUUGGUCCUGGAUUCAGAAGCUAAUGGUUAGCAUGAGUGGAGCUGAGACCAAAGCAGACUGUCAUUGUAAAACAACUGCAAUCCAGCAGUUAUGUGAACCAUAGUUUAUAAGCUUUUAAAUCUUCUUCGGAUUUGCAUUAGGCGGGUAUUUCUGAUCAGUCAGAAAGAAAAAAGCUACAUUUUGUGGCUAAUAAUGCUCUAAGUCGAUCUGUGGGCACCACAGCAUAGUUUUAUAAAAGAAAGCAUUUUAUUUCUGCCAAACCUUUUGCUCACAAACAAAAACUGCGGUUGCCCUGGUGGUCUGGCUGUUUACUGCCUGCUGGAGCUAUGUGUCCGAGGUCACCCGUGUUUUCUGCACUGAUGAUCUUUGCAGCAAAACUGCUCACUUCACCAUUUAUUUUUUCUGCUAAUUAGCGGUCAUGCAUCCAUUCAACAUGUUCCUCCAGGAAAGAUCUUUUUUACCAGGAAAUACGUGAACAGUUAUAGGUAUUGUACGUGUCCUAUGUACAACAAUAGUCAAUCCGACUCUACACAUCCAGGUUUCACGUCAUUAUCCAUAUGUGGCUACAAAAACAGAAUUAAAUUUGUUUCUAAAAUAUUUUCCAUUUAAAUGUUCAUAAAAUAGUGAUAAUAUAAACUCCUAUAACUCCUCUGAGAUUUGACUUUUUAUUAUGGCAGUAGUCCACGGUUGGACUAGCUGUGUAUAGAAAGCACCAAAGCUUCAGACCCCAGGUCCAACUAAUCAGAUUUUAAGCUAAAUUAGGUCACCAAAGGAGUAAUCAACUGCAGGUAAGAUAUUAACUGCUUAUAAGCUUUCACAGAACCUCACCCCAGAAAUCCUGAACUGUCUUUUGAAUAUGUUGUAGGAGAAAUACUAUGGUAUUUACUUGUUUGUAGUAUUUGUUCUGGAAGAACAGGGAUAGAACAACAAAAAAAAAUGUUACUGUGCAAGUUGAAACAUAAAAUAAUUAGAUUUAUGUCAAGUGUUAUUGUUUUGCUUGUUUAAUUAUUUCUAGCUUGCCCUCCCUUUUUAACUCUGUUUAGCAGCUGUACUUUAGUUUUUCUCCAUGUCUAAAAUACAGGGAGAAGUAAAAGUACUCCUGUAGCUUGUGGUACUUUAGUGGAGAUCAGGUUUCUUCAAAAAAAAAAAAAAAAAAACUAGCUUUGGCAUUAUUUAAUAUGAAAAAUAUGUGAAUAAACGCUAAAUGAACAAAAACAGGCUGCAGAAAAGUAUUACAUGAAAGAAUAGUUGUUUAUUCCUUGGUUCAGAGAAGUUUAUUUAGUGCAUAUGACCUAACCCGACUUUGUUUUCUGCCCGAAAGAAACACACUUUCCUUAUAUGCAACCCUCGUUUCUGUUUGAUUCAGUUUUAGGGUUAAAAUGAAUUCCACUUGCUAUAAGAGAGUGAAAGUCUGUCCUAACUCUGAAACUAACAUGGAGCUGUGGCAGGACGCUGUUCAUCAUCAAAUACAAAUUAUGCAUCAUGCACUUUGGCAGAUUAUACUUUGAUAAUGCAGCUGAUGAUAAGCCUAUUGAAGUGUCUUUUUUUUUUUGCGAGUAUAUGCACUACAUGUAUUUUUCAAAACUGCAAUGGUACGUCUGUUUUCUGGCCACUGUUGUGUGUUCCAAAGUGUCUUCUAAUGCAAGACGUUUCUCAACGCCUUAACCCAAAGCCGUUAAAGAUGUUUAUCAGUUUUACUCCUGGCUCGACGUGUCGUCAGUUUUUCACAAGAUGAUGUCGACAGACCUCAACAGGAACUGAGGGAGUGAUGUUAGAUUUUUACCCUCCCUCCCCCUUUUCCUCGCACUCUUGAGUGGCAUUGAAGCUAAAAAGUAUUCACACCACUUGAACGUUUUAACCGCAUUAAUGUGUUUUUGGGGACUUUAUGCCAUAGAUCAACGGUAAGCAGCGUGUAGUGAUCCGGACAGGAAACGAAACAUUGGUUUUCAAAUUGUUUUAUUUUAGAAACUAAUAUCUGAAAAGUGUGGCACACAUUUGUAUUCAGCCAGAAAUCUGGCCAGCUUUCUGAUUCUUGCUGAAGAAAAUCAUUCCCACAGCAUGAUGCGGCCACCACCAUGUUCAUGGUACUUUUUUGCCUCAGUGUUUUUGCUUGUCAGCCAAUAAAUAGAACUUUGGUCUCGUUUGAUCUGAGCACCUACUGUUUGCGCCGACCUGUGAUCAUUAUGGGUUUAUUUUUCCAACAAUGACUUCCUAAGCCGCCCUUCUAUAAAGUUUUCUCUAACAAAACUCUGAGGCCUUCUCUUUACUCACUGCAUUGAAUUGCUUUUAUGUGUUUUAGACUAAAGGAGGCUAAAUACAAAUGUAAGCCUCUUUUUAUUUUUUGGUUAAAAAAGAAAAAAAAUGUAUACAUUUCUACUUAACAAUCAUGCACUACUUUGUGUUGGUCUAACAGGUUUUCCCCCAAAUACAUUGAGAUUUGUGGCCAUAACGUAACCGUGAAAAAGUCUCAGAGGCAUGAAUACUUCUGCAAGGCUGUAAAUAUGCAGAACAGUUCAGAAUUGAAUCAGGACUGUUGAGGCCUCCUCUUCACCCCCCGAGACACUUACUACCAUGGGUUGUUACAUCUUUACUUGAUUUUUGUUUGAUGUAUGUAUUUUUUUAAGGAAAAUAAUUACUAAUGUUGAGAUUAUUUUUACUAAGAUUUUAUGUAAAUUCCAGUUGAUAACUCUGUAAAAUGUGGGUUCUUUUGUUGCUUUUUUUUUUUCCAUUGAAGUCAUUUUUCAUCAGUCACACUACAUGUAUAUUAAAGGAAAUUAUUAGUAAGCCUUGA